GGUUCAACAACAGGGAUACGGAGAAGCCAAAACCAACGACGAGAGAACGAUCUGAAGCCACGCAACUAGCUCGCCCUCGCGGAGAGAUAGAGAAGAAGGUUCAAAAUGGUGCGACCAAGGCGGUUGUCUGCGGCGAGCGAUGAGUCCGGUGGAACGGCUGGCAACCAGGAACUGGGGAGCAUGUACGAUUACCUUGCCAAGAUCAUCUUGCUGGGUCCAAGCGGGAGUGGGAAAUCAUGUCUCUUGCAUCGAUUUGUGAAGGACGAGUGGAGGGUACUGUCAUCGCAGACAAUAGGGGUAGAAUUCGCCAGCAAGAUCAUCAGAGUCGGCACUGGCGCUAGGAGAAAGCGGAUAAAGCUUCAACUCUGGGACACAGCAGGCACAGAACGUUUCCGCUCAGUCUCCCGGUCCUACUAUCGAGGCGCUGCUGGUGCAAUACUAGUCUAUGACAUCACAUCCCACCAAACCUUCGCCUCCCUCUCCUCAUUCCUCAAUGAUGCCCGCGCCCUCGCCUCCCCGAACCUCACACUCCUCCUCGCGGGAAACAAGGUUGAUCUCGCAGACAGUGGUACACUGAUCGACGUGGCCUCCUCCUCCUUACCACCCGCUACCCCCAGCAGUGUCAGCAGCAAGAACUCGUCCUUUCCACUCGCAGCCGGCGGAUCCGUGAAUUCUACAACUUCUACAAGUCUGGGAUUGGGAGCACAGCUGCGAGCGACGGUUGCGCCAGAUGGGAGGGAAGUCGGCGCAGAAGAGGCGAGCAAGUGGGCGAGCAGCAAUAAUGUUCCCGUUUCGGUGGAAGUUAGUGCGUUCAGUGGGGAGAAUGUGGAAGAGGUGUUUAAUCGUUUGGCGAGGAUGAUCUUGACGAAGAUUGAGCUGGGGGAGAUUGAUCCUGAUGAUCCGAUGAGUGGGAUUCAGUAUGGUGAUGGUGGGUGGAUUGGGGACGGCGAUGGGGCGAGCGUGAAGAGUGGGAUGACGGCUGAUUCGAACGGGAUGAGGAAACGACGGAAGGCCAAGAAGGGGUGGGGAUUAGGUGGUGGAACUCUAGGUGGCAUGAGGGAGUGGGAAGAGGUAUUUACGUUGAGUGGGAGUCGGAGGCGGAAUGGAGGAUGCUGCUAAGUAUUAAUGAUUUUCAGCCAAAGGAGCUUGGAUUUUCGUUUGUCGAAUUGAAAUUGAGCGGAGCGACUUUAUAACUGGCGUUUGGGACGAAGAUAGAUCGACACGGGAGCGACCGAGCGUUUCCUUGGCAUACUACCCCGAGAUGAGAUGAGGAUUGUUGAUAUGGAUGGAGCGAUGAUAGAAUAUUAUAAUGUACGAGUCAGGUAACAAAUGGAUGCUGAUUUUCUGAAGUUCGGCGAGCGC
Messenger RNA from Hyaloscypha bicolor E, 1362 nucleotides. RefSeq names its product ras family protein. The record is from RefSeq and is a predicted model, not a curated record. The transcript is spliced from 4 exons. Gene Ontology annotation, molecular function: GTPase activity; GTP binding. Gene Ontology annotation, cellular component: endosome. NCBI's taxonomy places the organism in Eukaryota, Fungi, Ascomycota, Leotiomycetes, Helotiales, Hyaloscyphaceae. Gene Ontology annotation, biological process: regulation of endocytosis. Bases 106 to 1119 code for a protein of 337 amino acids.